Pogonomyrmex barbatus (red harvester ant) is the source of this 354-nucleotide messenger RNA. RefSeq lists its product as uncharacterized. The record is from RefSeq and is a predicted model, not a curated record. NCBI's taxonomy places the organism in Eukaryota, Metazoa, Arthropoda, Insecta, Hymenoptera, Formicidae.
AUGACGCCACUUGUAUGCUCAAGGACUAAGGUUAUUCCACUCAAGAAACUAACCAUUCCCAGAUUAGAACUCAUUACUUCUCGCGAAACUCAUGUCUCAUGUUCAAGCAAACUUAAACUCAAAGUGGAUUCAAUUCAUUUGUGGACGGAUUCUCAAGUCAAUCUCAUGGAUCAAAUCUUAUGCAUCUCGUUGGAAGGAUUAUGUCAGGAACAGAGUGGCCCAAAUCCAACAAUUGUCAACAAAUGCCAGCGGAACGUUCCUGGCUCUAUGAAGCCAGCAGACUGCGCUUCUCGAAGUGUUUCGACUGAUCAACGACUCAUCGCUCAUCCAUUAUGGUGGACCGGACCUCAAUGA